Limulus polyphemus (Atlantic horseshoe crab) is the source of this 4500-nucleotide messenger RNA. RefSeq lists its product as uncharacterized. Bases 1 to 4500 code for a protein of 1499 amino acids. The transcript has 2 exons. The record is from RefSeq and is a predicted model, not a curated record. NCBI's taxonomy places the organism in Eukaryota, Metazoa, Arthropoda, Merostomata, Xiphosura, Limulidae.
AUGAACCCAAAGGAACUUUUUGAAAUAGAAAAUUCUGAUAUCAUUACCAACAAUACAUUGGAUAUUCAGGAAAUAUUUGUAAAUGGUAAUAGAGAUUCAGAAGAAGACAUUCAUGGAGUCUCAGAAGAUGAUGAUGAUUUCACUAGCUUGGAACCACCAACAGAAAGUACGAGUAAUGAAGAAGGACCAAAACUUAAGAAAAGACGCAAACAGAGCAAUCCAGUUAAAUGCCCAACAACUGUUAUAAGAGAUGAAAAUAUGAUAGAUUAUUCAAGUGAAGACACUUUAAAAGUAAAGGAAAAAAGAGAUUUUCCCAUUUCAAUAAAUGAACCACUAGAGGAAAAAAUGGAAUUGAAAUGCUUCCAUUGCAGCACUGCUGCUAGCUCUGCUCAAGAAAACAAUAAUUUAAGUAAAGAUUCAUUAAUACCUUUCUCAAGAAUUCCACCUCUGAUACCUAUUUCUCAUGCUGAAGUCAGUAUGCCAAAUAAGUUACCUAAUAGUGCACUGACUGUGUUUCAAAAUCCAAUUAAUCCAUUUUUCUUUCCAGUUCUACCUCAGACUCAGGGACAAAAUACAACCAUUGAUAUGAGCAAUGGGAAUUUAGGUUCUACAGGUAUCAGAAUUUUCAAUCAAGAAGCUUUUUGUGACAUUUGCCAAAAGGAGUUCUGUAACAAGUAUUUCCUGAAGACACAUAAGGCUAAUAAACAUGGAAUUUAUUCUGCUGAUUUAAUACCCAGCUGUCAUUAUGGAGGUACCCUCUUUGCUCGAAGUUUGGGUAAUGAAUUAUCUCUACCUCCUCAUAUGUUACUGAAACCCUCUACAACUAUAUCAACUUCUUCUCAGGGUAUAAUGAAUAUUGAGGCCUACUGUGAAUUCUGUCAGAAAGAGUUUUGUAAUAAAUAUUUCCUCAAAAAACACAAGUUUAAAGCACAUGGAAUUGGCAAACCAAGUCAAGCAGACUUGACUAAUGGAAGCUACUUUGAUACCAAAUUUAUAUCACCUGUAUCAUCAUCUCCUAGCUCUCCUGCAACUAACAUGGUAGUUGAGAAAACAAGCAAAACUUCAGAAAUAAAGCCUUUGGAGCCAAUAUCAGACAACCUAAUGUCAAUCAACUUUUCAAAGGACAUUCCUGUUAUCCAAGCUGAAAAGAAGAUUACUGCAUCCACAGAGUUCCCUGUUUCACAAGGUGAUUCAGUUGUCGUUACCAAACCAGUAUCACCCGAUUACAAUAAUCAAAUGCUUUCUAUUCACAGUUCUAAAGAACAGUUAGAGUGUAAGAAGGAUAGAGAAAUUUCAAAAGAACUAGAGACCAGCAGUGUUGAUAGUUUUAGUGAGACUGGCAGUAAAAAAUUAUGUAACAACUAUUUUCUUCAUGAAAUUAAUCAGAGGAAAAAUAUAAUUAAUGCUUCGGGUCGGGAAAGUAAAUCUUUGGAACUUGGAAAUACACUUUCAGAGAAUUCUGUUGAAACUUUCAAAAUUGAAAACAAAGAUAACACUGUGGAAAAAUCACUUUUAGAAAGCAAGAUUGUGAAAGAUUAUGAUGAGUCUAUUACUGAAUGGACAAAUGAUGUGUCCAACAUUCCUUCUGUUCUUAAAAUACCUCGUUUUCAUGUUUCUAAUAUUCUAAACUCAUCUCAAGACAUCAUGAAUUCUGAAGCUUAUUGUCAAUUAUGUGAAAAAGAAUUUUGUAACAAGUAUUUUCUUAAAAAACACCAAUUUAAAAUGCAUGGGAUAGGAGAUCCGAGUCAAGCAAACCUGACUACUGGAAGCUACUGUGAUGCAAAAUUUACAUCACCUGAAUCAUCUUCUCCUAGCUCUCCUACAAAUAGCCUGACAGUUGAAAAAAUAAAUAAGACUUUAGAGAUAAAGUCAAUAGAACCUAAAUCAGAUAUGUUAAUAUCUUAUAAUUUCCCACAAGGUGCUAAGUUGGACCAAACUGAACAACAAAUUGCAGUAUCGGCAGACUUACACAGCCCACAAGUUGACUCAGUUGUGACUACCACGCUAGGGUCAUCAGGUUAUCAUAAUAACUUUGUUUCUGUCUCCAGUUCUAAAGGUUAUUCAGAGUGUGAAAAAGAUAAGGUACUGUUCACCACUGAAAAAUUAAAAGAAAUAGGAGUCAUCAAUGUUGAUGCUUUUUGUGAGAUCUGUUGUAAAGAAUUUUGCAACAAAUAUUUUCUUCGUACUCACAGACAAAAGAAGCAUGGGAUUAACUUUUCAGAUGUUGAAAAAAUAUCAAUGCAACUAGAAAAUCCAGCUUCUAAAAGCCCUAGUCUCUAUGAAACAUUUUCAAGUGAGAAAAAAGAUUUUCUUGAAAAAAGAAUAAUUAAUGAAAACAACAUUACAGAAUGUUAUAAUGACAACACUGGACGAGAAACUGAUAUCUCAACGAUAUCUUCUCUCCUUAAGAUACCUCAGUUUCAUGCUUCUAUCAUUAUAAAUUCUGAUCCUGGAGGUGUGAAAGCCCAACACCAAAGCAGUUCAGUUAAUCUUGAUAAGAAGUCAGCACAAAUACAAAAAGAAAAUAUCUCCAAACCAAAAGAAGAAGUUACUAGUUUCAGUUAUGAAAGACUUCAUGCAGUGACUGGAAAUUCAAAUAAUUCGAAAAAUGGCACUAAUGAAGAAUAUUACAAUCAAAAUAAGAACAAUGACAAACUGAAUAAUGAAGACAUCAGAAAUGUUAAUCUUAAAAAAGAAUUAUGUGGAACUAAUAAAAACCAUAAUCCUUCAGUGUCAAAUUCUUCUUUCAAAUUCCUUUCCAAUACUUCUUCAAAUACAGGUGUUAUUUCUCAUUCUGGUAUUCCUGAUAACAGUCUGUUGCCUAUAAAUAUGCAAAAUCUUUCUUUUAUUAUAAAUGAUGAGAGUGAGAAACUACAGUCAAUUAAUAAAUGUGAAAAAUCUGGUGUUCAAGAGUCACUUCACAUACCAGAAAUUAAUAACACAUCUUCUGUAAAUACUAAUGUACCCAAGAAACACACUAGAAGCAAUUACUGUAAUGCUUGUAACAAAGAGCUAUGCAACAAGUACUUUAUGAAGACUCACAUGUUAAAGAUGCAUGGCAUUGAUCUAACUGAGCAGCCCAUAGAGGCAGCCAAAAUAAGUACCAUUGGAGGAGUGACUUGUGAUGUGUGCCAAAAGGAGCUCUGCAGCAAAUAUUUUCUUAAAGUUCACAAACAGAACACCCAUGGUAUCUAUGAAGAUUCAUCAUCCAAGGAGAUGAAAGAAAUACCAUUAAACAAAACUUUCAAAAAAGACAUUCCUUAUAGUAUGGAAACCUGCCCUCUGUGCGACAGAAAGUUUAAGGACACCAAGUGGCUGAAGUUGCAUAUUGUUAAUGAUCACAACAACACUGUUAAGGAAAGUUUACUUUGUUUUCAAAACAGAAUGUCAAAUGGUAUAGAAAAUAUAUGUACCUAUUGUGAAAAGUCCUUUGCUGAUAAGGUUGAUCUUCAAGUCCAUGUCAUUAAAAAUCAUCAUUUCAAAACUGGAAAAUAUUUUAAAGAGUCAAAAACCUGUAGUGACCUUGAAAUAAAUGAUAGCAAUGUAUUCACAAGCAAGAAAGUGUGUAAAAAUGAGAUGCUAUUGGAAAGAAAAAAGGAACAGUCAACAGAAGCAAAAACCUAUCAUUUUAACUUCUCUUCUGGGUGCAGCUCUAAUUAUCAUGUUAAUGAGAAGAAGCAUAUCUUAACUAGAAAUGAAACAUUAGGGAAAUAUGUAUGCAUAAUUUGUCAUUGUUCUUUCCAGAACCACCAAUCCUUGCAACACCACCUUCUUAAUCAUGUAUCACAUGAAUAUUCUGCACACAAGGAUAAAAAAACAGAUUAUUGGAAUUAUCCAGUGUCACUUGCAAACAUGGAAGAUUGUCUUAGUAGCAAUACAAAGAAUUCAAGUUGCAAAAUCCAACAUACUGAACACCAAAAGUCCAAAUCAAAGAAGUAUAGGUGUAGCAAAUGUAACAAGAAAUUUAGUUCGAAAGAACACUGCUUAUGUCACAUUUAUUCAGCUCACAACAGAAAAAAAUAUUAUGUGGGCUUUCCUAAGUUCUUGAAACGGCAUAAAUUUGACAUGUUUCUCUAUAAAGCAAGAGUUAAAAAAGUGUCUAUGGCAUCUAAGAAUAAUAAAUGUAAAAAAAUUAUAGAUGUUCCCAACAGAGACAAACAUAAACCAUCAAUUACAGUGGAAAGUACAUCAUUAAGUCAAGAUUCUGGGAUAAAAAAGACAGAAAGUAACCUUGGAACUAGACCAAUAAAUGGAGAUGAUAAAUUCAUUCCUAAUCAAUCAAAUGUGGAAAAAAAGACAUCUGAUAAAGUUCCUCUUACCUACGCUAUGCCCCAGAAGCUUCAAACUGGAACUUUUAUCAUGCAACCUUUCUUUUUGGCUCAACCACAAGCUGAUGGAGUGGCCAAAGAAGAGAAUUUUGUACCCUCACUUGUUUAUCUUCCAGUUUGUCAGAAAGUUUCUCAUCCAAUGACAAUGGCUUUCUCCUUGACCCCAGCAUAA